GAGGACGACGUUCGGCCUGCGCAGUGAGAUGUUUGUCCGUCGCCGCCGCCGCCGCCAUCGCGGAGGAGCGCGAUAAAGGGAGCCGAGCCGGACGUGAGGGGGACCCCGCGGAGCCGCCGCGCCAGCGCAGCCCCCCAGCCGCAUCGGAGUCGCCAGAGUCCGAGCCGCCGCCGCCGCCGCCGCCGCCCCCGCCGCCGCCGCGGCUGCCCAGGGGCCGGCCAGCUCCCCAGCCCUGCCCGGGGGUCGCGCCGCCGCCGCCCCCAGCGUCGCCCCUAGCCUGCCUGCCCGCCUUAAAUGUGACACCGGCGUCGCGGAGCGCGACCUGAAGCCGCCGCCGGGGAGGGGACGAGCACCAUGUCGAAUCUGAGCAAAGGCACGGGCAGCCGGAAGGACACCAAGAUGCGGAUCCGGGCCUUUCCGAUGACCAUGGAUGAAAAAUAUGUAAACAGCAUUUGGGACCUUCUGAAAAAUGCAAUUCAAGAAAUCCAGCGUAAGAAUAACAGUGGUCUUAGUUUUGAGGAGCUCUAUAGAAAUGCAUAUACAAUGGUUUUGCAUAAACAUGGAGAAAAGCUCUACACUGGACUAAGAGAAGUUGUUACCGAACAUCUCAUAAAUAAGGUGCGAGAAGAUGUACUAAAUUCAUUGAAUAACAACUUUCUUCAAACGCUAAAUCAAGCUUGGAAUGAUCAUCAAACAGCUAUGGUGAUGAUUAGAGACAUACUAAUGUACAUGGACCGUGUGUAUGUACAACAAAAUAAUGUGGAGAACGUCUACAAUUUGGGAUUAAUUAUUUUUCGAGAUCAAGUUGUACGUUAUGGGUGUAUUAGGGAUCAUCUACGGCAAACUCUAUUGGAUAUGAUUGCAAGAGAGCGGAAAGGAGAAGUCGUAGACAGAGGCGCAAUAAGAAAUGCUUGCCAGAUGUUAAUGAUUUUAGGUCUCGAAGGAAGAUCAGUCUAUGAAGAAGAUUUUGAGGCUCCUUUUUUGGAAAUGUCUGCAGAAUUUUUUCAGAUGGAAAGCCAGAAAUUUUUAGCAGAAAAUAGUGCUUCAGUAUAUAUAAAGAAAGUAGAAGCUAGAAUUAAUGAAGAAAUAGAACGAGUGAUGCACUGCCUUGACAAAUCAACGGAAGAACCAAUUGUAAAGGUGGUUGAAAGGGAACUCAUUUCCAAGCACAUGAAGACUAUAGUAGAAAUGGAGAAUUCUGGGCUAGUACAUAUGUUGAAAAAUGGAAAGACAGAAGACCUUGGUUGCAUGUACAAGUUAUUUAGUCGUGUGCCAAAUGGUUUGAAAACAAUGUGUGAGUGUAUGAGUUCCUAUUUGAGGGAGCAAGGUAAAGCUCUUGUUUCUGAAGAAGGAGAAGGAAAGAAUCCUGUUGACUAUAUCCAGGGCUUAUUGGAUCUGAAGAGUAGGUUCGAUCGCUUCCUCCUGGAAUCAUUCAACAAUGACCGUCUCUUUAAACAAACUAUUGCGGGUGACUUUGAGUAUUUUCUCAACCUCAACUCCAGGUCUCCUGAAUACCUCUCAUUAUUUAUUGAUGAUAAGCUGAAAAAGGGAGUCAAAGGGCUAACAGAACAAGAAGUAGAAACAAUAUUGGAUAAAGCAAUGGUCCUUUUUAGGUUUAUGCAAGAAAAAGAUGUAUUUGAACGUUAUUAUAAACAACACUUGGCAAGGAGACUUCUCACAAAUAAAAGUGUUUCUGAUGACUCUGAAAAAAACAUGAUAUCUAAGUUAAAGACUGAAUGUGGAUGUCAGUUCACGUCAAAACUGGAAGGAAUGUUUAGGGAUAUGAGCAUCUCAAACACAACGAUGGAUGAAUUCAGGCAACAUCUACAGGCAACUGGUGUAUCUUUAGGUGGUGUUGAUCUUACAGUCCGGGUGCUCACGACAGGAUAUUGGCCCACUCAGUCAGCCACACCAAAGUGCAACAUCCCACCAGCACCAAGACAUGCUUUUGAGAUAUUCAGAAGGUUCUACUUAGCCAAACACAGUGGUCGACAGCUCACACUCCAGCAUCAUAUGGGUUCUGCAGAUCUCAAUGCCACAUUUUAUGGACCAGUUAAAAAGGAAGAUGGAUCUGAAGUUGGUGUUGGAGGUGCACAAGUAACUGGCUCUAAUACACGGAAGCACAUAUUGCAAGUUUCCACUUUCCAGAUGACCAUAUUAAUGCUCUUUAAUAAUAGAGAAAAAUACACAUUUGAGGAAAUUCAGCAAGAGACAGAUAUCCCUGAAAGAGAGCUUGUUAGAGCCCUACAGUCCCUCGCCUGUGGUAAACCAACACAGCGGGUUCUUACAAAAGAACCCAAAUCAAAGGAAAUAGAAAAUGGUCAUAUAUUUACAGUUAAUGAUCAAUUCACAUCCAAACUACACAGAGUCAAGAUUCAAACAGUUGCUGCCAAACAAGGUGAAUCCGACCCAGAGAGGAAAGAAACAAGGCAGAAAGUAGACGACGACAGAAAACAUGAGAUAGAAGCUGCUAUAGUGCGGAUAAUGAAAUCUAGAAAGAAGAUGCAGCACAAUGUUCUAGUAGCGGAGGUAACUCAGCAGUUGAAGGCGCGAUUCUUACCAAGUCCAGUUGUUAUUAAGAAACGUAUUGAAGGACUUAUUGAGAGAGAAUAUUUGGCACGAACACCUGAGGAUCGCAAAGUAUACACAUAUGUAGCAUAAAAUGCGUUCAGAAAUUUGAUUUAUUCUUGGACUGUACUCUUCGCAUGGACUGGGAAGUUCUUUUAAAUCAUUAAAUAUUAAGACGACCAUCUCUUCUAUUAAAUUACAGUACAUGUUCUAGACCAUUGAGAUCAAGCCUUUACUCCCUUUGAGAGUUUCCAACAUCAGUUGAUUGAGCUUCAGGCUUUACAACGUUUAUCCCUGUAGAGAUCAUCUUUACAGUUCCUCGGGAAAAUGUGAAUGUGCUGCGUUUUGUUUUCUUUACUGUAUGAAAACAGGAAAAUAAAAGAGAAAUUUAGAAAAUACAGCUCAUUACAAUAAAAUUGUUGGAUUUCAUUUCCCCAGGUCUUCAGUGUUGAUGUAAAUGUGUUUUGUAGUGUUGCUUAGCACUUUGCGCAUUGUGUAAGUUGGGUAACAAAAAUGGCAAAAGAAAUGCAGAUUUCCCAGUUAUCUUGCUCUGAAGACAUUUCUUUAGCUAGUCUUAUUUAAUUUUAAAGGUUUGAUAAAUAUACAAAGACCCAAGCAUACAAUUUGAGCAUGCUGUAUUCUACCACUUGCACUUACUCAUCUUCUAGCCUUAUGACCAGGAACCUUUGUUUUGGGCUCAAGUACACAUCCUGAUUUGGUUUCUCCCUGUUGUAAUUUGAGAUUUCCCAAAUUAAGUCUUAUAAUGAUUAGGUUUUGUUCUGAGUUAUUUCUAGAGAAAGAAAGUAUUUUAGUAUGUGUAAAUUGUACAAUAAUUUUUUUGCUGUUGUACUCACUGCUAAUAGUGGAUUGUAUAGGGUGGUGUUUUUAUUUCAUUUAUUGUAGACAAAAAUAAUGAAUUUAGUAUACACAUACCCACUAAUUCAAGUAUGUCAGAGCACAAAGUUGGCAGCUGGUUAUAUUUAAUUCAGCCCCUCUGAAAAGCACAUACAGUCUAUACUUUGUUUAUAAAUACCCUAGGUCCUCCCUGCCCCUAAAUAUAUAUUUUGGUGAAGCUGUGGUGCACUAUUAAUUUUCUGUUUCAAAAUGCAAUCUAAAGAUGCAAUAAAUAUGAUGACCUUGAUAGUUUUAAUGAAAUCUUCAAUUCUUGCAGCUGUGUUUUGGAAAGUGAUUAAGCAAUAUUUCUCAAACCUGAUGAUUCUUGGAUAUUUAGCUAUUGUCCUCCAAAGAGUCAUCGUUUCACGUUUUCAAACAUGUGCUUUGUGCUGAAGAUUCUUGUCAGAUAUCCUGUGCUUCCAGAGUAUUUUUAUCUUCAAUUUUAUUUAAUUUUGUUUCAUUUUGUUUUCAUAAGACAAUGUUUCAGAUAUGUAAUGGGGCAAACCACUAUAGAUUUCUGUUGGAUAGAAAAAUGAAAUGUUACUAAUAAGUUUAAAUUGACCCUUCGUUGACUAUCAGUACUGUUGAUACAUUUAUUAGAAUGUAUGUCUCAGAAGAUGGUUUCUGUUUAAAUUUAUGGUCAAGUUACAACAACUGAAUUCUAAUAUGGAUUAAAAACUCCACAUAAAUAUUUUUCCCCAUGCGUCUUGGGUUAUAAUUUUCCUUUUAGACUUGCAAAUAUGCUUUUAUUGCAAUUUUGUCUCCAUCUGUACUGUAGAAUUACAAGCCUUGUGCUCUUUAUCUCUACAUUUUCCACUUCUACAUGAUGCAAUUAAGAUGCCAAUGAAAAGUAUUGUGAACAUUAUUCUCAGGACACUUUUACCAUACUUGAGUAGUACUAAGUCAGGUGUAACAUGGAAAGCUAAGGGUUUCACCUUCUGAUUUUGACAUAAUUGGAAAUUUUCUAUAAUGGUAAGAUGUUUAUAGGAAAGUAAUGGUAGUUCAUGUUUGAGAAUUUUUUUAUUGCUUUCAUUUCCCAGUUAAAUGAUAUUUAACACCUGGGAAAACAGGACAGCUCAGAUUGUCGAGUUAGUAAACAUGAGCGAUGUAAAAACUUUAUUUGAAAUCUCCUAAGUGAGACAUUAAACAUUUUAGUGCUAGUUUAAGCCAUUAAAAGUAAAGUUUAAGUUUACGUCAUUGUCUCAAGUGUGGCUGUAAAAAUCAGAUCUAGAGUUUAGAGACAUACUUGUUAACUUUGGAGCACAGGUUUGAUAUUUAUGCUUCUAAAUACAUUAAAACAUUUCUGAAUUGCAGUUGAAUGGUUGGAGAUUGCUGGCGAUGUGAUGCUGCACUGAAAAAACUGGUCACACAAAAUGUUUAUAUGUUUGACUGCAUAAGUAUUAUUUUAGGUCAUAAAGGUUAUAACAAAAUACAUUUAACAUUGCUUUCUUUUUAGCAAGAGGUCACAGAUGCUAUUUUUUCUCAGUUUUUAAUGCUUUAAUUUGAAAGAAAAAUGCAUCCUAACCAUUCCAUCCUGUUGGUGCAGAGAAAUUUUGGUGAUUUAUUAGAAGACUUUUAAGGAGGGUGGAUACAUAGUUUUUCAACUGCAAAAAUCAUGUCAUCUCUUCAGUAACUGUUAAAGUGUAAUUCUCUGCCUUCAUUAUCAAGUCCAGGACAGUGUUUAUUUUGAAUCGUUAACAUUAUUUAAAGACUGAAAAUUCAUUGCAAUUAGGGAACGCACAGCCUCACAAAAAGUGGUUGUGAUUGCAAGGAUUCUUUAUGUCAGUGAACUUAAAAAGGGAAUGGGGGAAGAGAUGCAUGCCUUUCUAAAGGUAUGCUAGAGUCACCUGUGUAGCAUUGUAAUUAUGUACUAUCAAACCCCCAAGAUGCUGAUGAUAGGCCUUCUCUGUAAGAAUCCUUCUCAUAGUGAAGCACUGUUGAUGUUUUGUUCACCGGAUAUGUUGGGUAGCAGAAAAGGCCUAGAACCAGUUUUAAGAUUAUGCCUACAUCUCUAGAAGACUAGUACACUGGCAUCAUCUUAGGUUUCUAAAUAUUAUUUAAUUCCUUAAUUUGGAAAGCAGUUUUAAUGUUUACAGUUUAAGAUACUCAUUUUCAGUAACUAGUGUUAAAGAUUUUUAUCUUUGCCUGUCUACUGUAACUUAAGACUUUCAUAGAAUAAUUUUUUAUAGAGUAUAUGGUAUAUUGUGUCAAUCUUGGAAGGAAAGCUGUUGCAUAUCAAUUGUAGGUCAUGUAUUUUACUAUAUGUUGCAUAGUAUUUUGCAUUCUGUAAAUACGAAUGUUAAAACAUUUCAGGUCAGCAAAAUUAGAAGUCAUUUCUAGUCCUCAAAGCAGAAAUAAUUAGAAAUGUUAACAUUUAAGUGCUUAUCAUAUGCCAGAUACUAUUCUGAAUAUUUUAUGUAUAUUCAUUCAUUUAGUUGUCAUAUUGGCUUUAUGUGACAUAACUGUCAUUAUACCAGUGUUGUCCAAGGUUGCUAGCAGGAAAUGGCAGAGCCAGGAGUUGGACCUAGGUUUAAUCCUAUCCAUAUUCCAUGUUACAAAUUGACAUGAUUUUCCAUAUUAAAAAAUUUUCAUUUAUUUUGUACCUCAUUCACAUGAAUAGUAAUGUGACAAACUAAAGUUAAUACAUGAAGCAUUGCAAUAUGGAAUUUUGCACAUUUUUGUUAGCUUUACAUUAUUUGCUGAUACCAACUUUUGGUAGGAAGGAAAACAGGGAAGGUGAUUGCUGCUAUUCUGGAAUGUGUCCAUUGAAAAGAAAAUAGGCGCUUUGUCUCCUACAAUCUUAGAGAAAGUUUUACAUACUUAAGUGGGUACCACAGAUAGGCAUGUACCUUAAAUUCAAAUCUACAGUUUUACAAAAUGUUUUCCUUUGUGUGCCUUUCCUAUGUCAAAUUAGCCAGAAGGAAGAAGAGACGUUAAGAAUGGCAGAUAAAUUUAACAGGUAAUGAUACAGAGAUUGGCCAUUACGCCAGCUCUCAGGAGAAAAACAACUAGGAUGUCUUGAAACCCGUGCAUUUAAUUUUAGAAAUGGCAAAUUUGUAAGCGUGUCAUUUAAGUAAUUUGAUGCUCAGUUUUAGGGUCUAAGUUGACCUCGAGUGAGCCAUGCAAAAAUAGCUUUAAAAUUAUACAUGAGCAGCUCAAAGUAAACGUGUAUUUUUUAGUAACAAUGAAAUUGUCAAAUUUCAAGAUUUUAAUAACAGGACAGUUCAACUAAUAAACUUUAUUGCAUACAAGAUUUAUUGCAAUGUGGGAAAAUUAAAAUUCUCAGUCUCAGAA
Homo sapiens (human) is the source of this 6756-nucleotide messenger RNA. It is a transcript of the gene CUL3, whose product is annotated as cullin 3. Gene Ontology annotation, molecular function: cyclin binding; ubiquitin protein ligase binding; identical protein binding. Gene Ontology annotation, cellular component: glutamatergic synapse; spindle pole; cytoplasm. The transcript is spliced from 16 exons. NCBI's taxonomy places the organism in Eukaryota, Metazoa, Chordata, Mammalia, Primates, Hominidae. The record is from RefSeq and is marked reviewed. The coding region runs from base 355 to 2661 and encodes 768 amino acids. Gene Ontology annotation, biological process: protein polyubiquitination; integrin-mediated signaling pathway; kidney development.